AUGGUGGAAGGAUCAGUAGCGUGGCUGAAGCUGACGUCGGACGACGUGAAGGAGCAGAUCUACAAGCUGGCCAAAAAGGGGCUGACGCCCUCGCAGAUAGGUGUCAUCCUGAGGGAUUCUCAUGGUGUUGCCCAGGUUCGUUUUGUCACUGGCAACAAAAUCUUGAGGAUCCUUAAAUCCAAAGGACUUGCUCCAGAUCUUCCAGAGGAUCUGUACCAUUUGAUCAAGAAGGCUGUUGCUGUUCGCAAACAUCUUGAGAGGAACAGAAAAGAUAAAGAUGCUAAAUUCCGCCUGAUUCUGAUUGAGAGCAGAAUUCACAGGCUGGCUCGCUACUACAAGACCAAGAGAGUGCUACCACCCAAUUGGAAGUAUGAAUCAUCCACAGCUUCUGCCCUGGUCGCAUAAGAGUUGAUUUCUUCUACUUUAAAAGAAUAAAGUUACAUAACUAAA
This is a messenger RNA of Alligator sinensis (Chinese alligator), 450 nucleotides long. It is a transcript of the gene RPS13, whose product is annotated as ribosomal protein S13. Bases 1 to 405 code for a protein of 134 amino acids. Gene Ontology annotation, biological process: translation. The record is from RefSeq and is a predicted model, not a curated record. The transcript has 5 exons. Gene Ontology annotation, molecular function: structural constituent of ribosome; small ribosomal subunit rRNA binding. Gene Ontology annotation, cellular component: ribosome; nucleolus; cytosolic small ribosomal subunit. NCBI's taxonomy places the organism in Eukaryota, Metazoa, Chordata, Crocodylia, Alligatoridae.